AUGGAAGCAGAAGAUACUCAUUCUGAGGGAGAAAAUGUUAUGCACCAAGACUCCUUGUUUAGAGAUGAGGAGAAAAUGGAAGAAUCUGCUAAUGUGGCUUACUUGCUUACUCUUGGCAUUCUUUUGGGACUUGCUUUGAGAGAGGUGAACAAAAAAACAAAAUUCCCUUAUUCUCCAAUGGUCCUGUCUUGUGGGUUAUUGAUUGGUUUGUUGUAAAGCUCACUUGGAUAUUUAGGAGAAAGUGCAAGUAUACUAAGUCAUAUGCAUCCACAUUUAAUUGUCUAUGUUUUUAUUCCUGUGUUGCUUUUCGAAUCAGCAUUCAACUGCGAUUGGUAUGUAUUCAAAUACUAAAUGGUAAAUAUCUUACUUCUGGCAGGACCUGGAGUGGGUUGGGGUGCCAUACUUUUAGGAAUUGUAUUCAAAUUGUUCCUCUUUUAUAGUGAUGAAGACAUGAAUUGGUAUUAGGCAUUCACCCUUGGUUCAGUGCUCUCGGCCACUGAUCCUGUGGCAGUUGUUGCCUUGUUGAAGGAGUUGGGAGCCAGUGCAGCAUUCAACCACCUUAUUGAAGGAGAAGCAUUACUAAAUGAUGGAGUAGCUAUGGUCUUUUUCAUAUUCUUCAAUAAAUUAUCCAAGGCAGCUGCAGGUAUCGGAGGUGGAGUAACCUUUGGCGGAGUUAUAUUGAAUUUCUGUAGAAAUUCCAUUGUAGGUCCAGUUCUUGGAGUUGUUGUUGGAUUCUUCGGAGCAUUGUGGGCAAGAAGAAUAGUAGGAGAUGACGUUGAAGUAGGUUGGUUGACAUUUGUAUUUACUUAUCUCACUUUCUAUUGGGCUGAAUUUUGUUUCUUCAAGACUAGUGGAUUGCUUGCUGUUGUAUCAUUAGGUUUGUUUUGGAGUGCCUUUGGUAAAACUAGAAUUCGAUCAGAAAGCGAACACGCAGUUCAUACUGUUUGGAGUUUUGUUUAGUAUGCAUGUGACACCACAGUGUUUUUGUUGGUUGGAAUGAUAGUGGGAACCGAAGUUAUUGAAGAAAGAUAUAUUUAUACUUCUGAUUACUUUAGGAUGAUAGUCUUCUAUUUCUUCAUGAUCAUCUGUAGAUAUCUUAUGGUUAUAUCAUUUUGGCCGUUACUUAAGAAAUAUGGAUACCCUAUGUCCUAACCUGAAUUAAUAGUCUUCGUUUACGGAGGUUUAAGAGGUGCUUUGGGAUUGACUCUUUCUCUAAUGGUUGGAUGUGAUCCCGAUUUACCUCCAAGAUUCAGACAUUUAUCUGUGUUCUUUACUGCUGGAAUGGCUGCUCUAACGAAUCUAGUUAAUGGUACUACUUGCAAGGCACUUGUUAAUUAUCUGAAUAUGAUUGAAAAUCCUGUCAUAAAGAAGAAAGUGUAUAAACGUUAUUUGACUGACAUGAUUGUGAAUCAAGAGGACACCAUUAAGGAAUUAGAAGGCGAUGAACAUUAUGCUAUGGCUGAUUGGAAUUAAGUCAAGGCUCUCGUUGGAUCUCAGGAAUACCUUCAAGAGGUUGUCUAAUUGGAAAAUGAGAUCAAACAGAUUCAAGGUGGAAAUAUUAGCAGAAUAUCAUUCGAAGGAUUGACUGACUCAGAAACAUUUGGAGAAGUUAGAUACAGAGUCUUGAGAAUCCUCAAGGGUCUCUAUUAUUCAAAAUUUGAGCAUGGUCAAUGCGAUGAAGAUUCAGUCAGAUUGCUUGUUGAGUCUAGUGAUGUCGCUCUUGAUCACACAGGUUCCAUCCUCAACAUCUGGGAAUAAUUGUUCCAAAGUUUCACCAGUUUCAGCAGCAUCAAAUACUUUUUCAAAGCCAAAGAGUGGACCUUCUUAGGUGGAUAUGCUCAAUAGUAUAUCACCAAGCAUCUGGGAUUCGUGUAUGAUGUGACUACCACAUUCAUCUCAUGCGCUUCUGAAGUCAUCACCUUGUAAUAGCAUAUGCCCAUGAACAAGGGAGCAGUCAAAUUAAUUAUGGAUGAACUCAGGAAUGACAUCACUAAGGCUGAGAUCUAUUUGGGAAGUUUGAACGACACCUUCCCUGAAGUCAUUAGAGCCAUUCAAACCAAAAGAGCAUCCCAUACAGUUCUGAUGCAUUAAAGACACCAUCUGGAAGAGAACCAAAAAAAUGGAUUGGUCGAUGAUAAGGAAUUCAAUUCUCUUAAGGCCAAUAUUGAUGCUCGUUUAGUUGAACUUGAAAAUCAUUCCUUCGAUUGGUAAAUCCCAACCUUCCAUGCAUUCGCAAUGGAGUUCCCUAUUUUUACAGGAGUGCCCAAGGAAGAAUUGGAUACCAUUGUCAAAUCAACCUACGAAAAGAGGUAUUAAUAAGAUGAAAUUGUAUACGAAAAAGGCAUGACUUGUUAAAACAUAUACAUUGUUUAAAAAGGUACCGUAGAUGAUGAGGUUGGCACACAUAUAUUGAAAAAGGGAUUGGGCUCUUUACUUUCAUAUGCUAAUUUGAUUGGAGAUGGCAAAUGCAUGACCACUGCUAGAGCUGCAUCUGAGACUGUCUUACAUUCUCUAAAUUUGAAUGUGCUCAAGUCGUUGAUGUCGAAGUCUGAAGUAUUUGAAUAAAAAAUAUACAUAAAUUCAAUUGAAUACUUAAUCAAAUUGUUUGAAUCUUAGGCAGGUCCAUUGGCUUAGAUGGAAGCAAAGAGAUUGGGGUAGUUUUUGAGGUAGAAGACAUAGUUCAAAAAGUUUGAUGUUCAUUCUAAUGUGGAGUUUAUGUUCGGAGGGUACAUCAUAAAAGGAGAAAUCCAAAGUUGCAUCUCAGAUGAUGGCGAAGGAAUUGAAAGAUACAGAGAUUAUUGCUAUGUACCACCAAGAGAGAGUGAUUUCACCGUUAAUAAGCCUCUCAUCUGUCUAGUUUUUGAUGAUGCUAUUGAUAUCAUCAAACAAGAUAGGUUAGAACAGUUUAAUUUAGAAAAUCACGAGGAGAUUGUGGAGGAGAGAUUCUCAAGAAUAGAAGUUUAACAUCAACAAUAGGAAUUCUGA
Paramecium tetraurelia is the source of this 2985-nucleotide messenger RNA. RefSeq lists its product as uncharacterized. Gene Ontology annotation, molecular function: sodium:proton antiporter activity. Gene Ontology annotation, biological process: proton transmembrane transport. The transcript is spliced from 5 exons. Gene Ontology annotation, cellular component: membrane. The record is from RefSeq and is a predicted model, not a curated record. NCBI's taxonomy places the organism in Eukaryota, Ciliophora, Oligohymenophorea, Peniculida, Parameciidae.